GUUUCUAUCGUAAGGUUACUAGUAUUUAGCCACCUCUUAUAAUAGAACAAACGUGGAGUCUAUAAAGCGAAAAUUUCGCUCGUAAGUUAGGUGUAUAGAGCAAUUCUUGUCCCGUAUCACCCUAUAUUCCUAUAAUACUUUAGACUGUCGUUUGUUAUUCGUUUCGAGGUAAGAAUAAAAACUUCAUCCUAUAAAUACACAAUCGCCUAACCCUACCUACAUAGCAUCGCACCUAGCAAGAAGAGACAAUUAGUGCCUGGGUGAGUACCUACCAGAACCAAGAUCUCUCGAACGAGCUGGGAACUCCACAUUGGCUAACCCCUUUAGAGCUUUCCCCAACGUCAACGAUGUGCGACUACGAUGAAUUCCGGUUUGAAUGCAACCACUCUGUGUGUCGUUUGAAGUCAUAUUGUCACUUCGCACGUAAUGACCCUAAUCAUGAGUGUCUUGGAGUCAAAAAGCUCAGGGACUCUUGGCUUCAGACUGGACAACUUUGCGAGAAAUGUACCGAAAAGGGGUUCCGCUUGGUUAACGGGAAGAUAUGGUCCCCGCACCGAGUGCAAUGAACUGCUCGCAGGAUAUAAUGUGCAAUGAGUCUGGACAUCGACCAUUAAUUCAAGGGCACGGUUUCCUCAUAGCUCGAGCAAAGGACGUAGUGGGUUAGCAAGCCUUGUGCGUUGCUUACCAACUAGUAAGAUCCUGGUGGUGUGUUUCGAAGAGGGGGGAGGGACAAGUAUGCAAAGAUAGUUGUCUGUAAGACGAGUCCAUCAAGUCGAGAACUUGCCUAUGUAUUUUUGGCUCACACCGUCAUUCGGGAUCAUCAUCAAACGGUACGACUUUUAGAUGAAGUAUAAAAAAGGCUUAGGUUAAACCUUAGGGUGUAUUAUCUGGAAACUCAUAAUUUUUAUCGCGUUCGUAGAAUAUAUUAUCACUCUCUGCAAUCGUCGCCAUUUGUCCUAAUGGUAGAGGUUAGAUGAUAUAACGAUCAUUCUUCUGAAAGCGGA
Annulohypoxylon truncatum is the source of this 1004-nucleotide messenger RNA. RefSeq lists its product as uncharacterized. The transcript is spliced from 2 exons. NCBI's taxonomy places the organism in Eukaryota, Fungi, Ascomycota, Sordariomycetes, Xylariales, Hypoxylaceae. The record is from RefSeq and is a predicted model, not a curated record. Bases 348 to 566 code for a protein of 72 amino acids.